AUGUCGAUUGGAGAAACAAGCCGCCCAGUCACGCUGGCCAUCAUUGGCGCUGGUCAGCGUGGUAGCGCUUAUGCUGCAUACGCCGAAAAGAGCCCGGAGCUGUGCAAGAUCGUUGCCGUGGCCGACCCGUGGAAGUUCCGCCGCGAGAAGAUGAGCAAGGUGCACGGCGUGCCCAAGGAGAACCAGUACGACGGCUGGAAGAGCUUCGCCGAAGCCGGCAAGAUUUGCGAUGCAGUGGCUAUCUGCACGAUGGACGACACGCACGCCGAGGUGGUGAGCGUGUUCGCUCCUCUUGGAUACCACAUCCUCUGCGAGAAGCCCAUGGCAAACUCGAUCAAGGACUGCGUGACCAUGGUGGACAGUGUUCGAGGCACUGAUCAGAUCUUCGGUAUCGGUCAUGUGCUGCGCUACUCGCCAUACAACCGCGCCGUCAAGGAGGUGCUCGAGUCGGGUGUGCUCGGCGAUAUCAUCAACAUCCAGCACAUCGAGCCCGUGGGCUGGCAGCACUUUGCGCACUCGUACGUGCGCGGCAACUGGAGGAACGAGGCGACGACGAGCUUCUCGCUGAUGGCCAAAUGCUGUCACGAUCUCGACAUCCUCUCGUUCUACAUGGGUAAGGAUGCUCCCAAGAAGGUGUCAUCGUUCGGCUCGCUCGCCCACUUCAAGCCAAGCAAGAAGCCGAAGGAGGCGGGAGAUGCGACGCGAUGCACAGACUGCUCGUUCGAGAGCAAGUGCCCCUUCAGCGCCAAGAAGAUUUACCUCGAGCCACUGAUGUCCACAGCAGCGGACCCGGAGCGAUGGGCUCAGCACAUCACGGAUGUCGUCGACAUCGAGAACGUCGGCAAGGCCAUCAAGGAGGGACCGUACGGACUCUGCGUCUACAACGGUCAGAACGACGUGGCGGACAACCAGGUGGUCAACAUCGAGUUCGAGUCGGGAGCCACAGCCACCAUCACCAUGGUCGCCUUCACCGAGGUGGUGUGCAACCGUUCGACGCGCAUCUCGGGCACUCGAGGCGAGCUGAUCGGCAACAUGGAGACGUUCACCGUAUUCGACUUUGCCACACAGGAGAAGAGGACCGUGGUGCCAGAGAACGAGGGCGGUGGUCACGGCGGCGGAGAUCUCGGCUUGGCAAGGGCAUUCGUCAAGGCUGUCGCCGAGAACGAUGCGAAACAUCUGGGUGUGACACCAGAGGACGUGCUGAGGAGUCACUUGAUGGUGUUUGCUUCCGAGACAUCGAGGAAGGAGGGCAAGGUGAUCGACUACAACCAGUACGAGAAGGAGCAGAAGGCGUUGUACAGCAAGUAA
Messenger RNA from Kalmanozyma brasiliensis GHG001, 1308 nucleotides. Its product is annotated as Oxidoreductase, C-terminal. Gene Ontology annotation, molecular function: nucleotide binding. The coding region runs from base 1 to 1308 and encodes 435 amino acids. The transcript is spliced from 4 exons. The record is from RefSeq and is a predicted model, not a curated record. NCBI's taxonomy places the organism in Eukaryota, Fungi, Basidiomycota, Ustilaginomycetes, Ustilaginales.